GUUCGCAGCGCUCUACAUGCUACUAUAUGGCUAGAUCCUGAAUCCGAUGAGCAUGAGGACCAAGCAAUAAAUUCAACAUUUUACAACCAAAUUUUGUCCUGGGCCGCGCUUAUUUAUGCAAAGAUAUUGUUUCUCGUCUUAAGAAACCAAAACUGAAGAAAAAAUAUUACAAAUACGUGAUGAGCGGUGAAAAUUUGUUUUUUCUGUUUUCCUGUUUUGGGGAACACACCUGGUUUGAUGACAUAAACCUCAAAGGGCGCUAAAUCUACGCCACGAACAUUGUUAAGGUUUGGAUCGUUUCUAAAACAUUUUUCUCAGAGAUUACGGUGUAGAAGGUACAGUCCCAUGUGUUUAAGUGGGCAGCCUCUGUGCACAGGCAGAGGUCAUGUGCAAUCAAAUUCCUCCUCUAGUGAGGGCAGCAGCUCAAGCUCUCAAUAUGCAUUCUGUGCCCUGGGUGUGGGCCUGGUGGCGCUUGGAGUUGUCAUGAUUCUGUGGACUGUUGUGCCACUGGAGGUGCGUUGGAAUAAUACGGGUGUGCAACACGGUGUUGCCAAUAAUGAAACCAAGCAGAAAACCUCAUCUGUGGCUUUUGUGCUGGUUGGGGCUGGUCUGGCCUUGCUGCUGUUGGCUGUGUGUCUAGGAGUGAGAAACAAGCAUAGGAGGAACAGGGGGACAACUAUAGCCACUGGUACUCAGUACACAGACCGGGUGCCAGGAGAAGCAGGAGAGACCUUGGCACAAGCCACAAACUAUGAUGUGCCUAGCUAUGAUGAAGCUGUGACUAGUGGCCGUUAUCCUAUCCGCCAGAGCAACCUGCGCCAGAGUACCUCACAGCUCCCUUCUUAUGAGGACCUGGUUGCUGCAGUAGAGAAUGAAGAAGAAGGACUAGGUGCUGCAGGCAGUCAAAAUGCUUCUACUCCUGGUCAUGUUGGCCCCUCUGCAACUGUAACAAAUACUCAGCCAGCCCGCAGCAGCAGCCGAGCUAGCUACAUUCUCAGACCCCUUCGUGUACGCAGGAUUAAAUCAGAGAAGCUUCAUGCCAAAGAUAUUCGGCUGAACAUCCAGAGCCCUCCACAGGAAGGACGAGUAACCAUUGAGCCCCUGACACCUCCACCACAGUAUGAAGACAAAGUGCCAGAGUUGCCCAACGAACAAAUGUGAUUGAGUGAGCUGUGUACGAACAUGGUCAAGGUGGAUAUCUCUCUAUAUAUGUGCCGUUGUUGCACUUGGUGAUUUGUGUUUUUGAUCCACUGGUGUAGGUUUGCUUCAAAUCAUUUUUAUUAAGAAUUGUUGUAAUCUGGAAAUGGUAUGAAAUUAAAAACUACUUUUGAAUUCACAAACAUCUUCUAGAAAAACACUAAUAAGUAUUACCUUUUUAUCUAAGGAUGUUGUUUAUUUGAAUAAAAAUGUAAUACAUAUUGGCA
Molecule: messenger RNA, 1424 nt
Organism: Silurus meridionalis
Lineage: Eukaryota; Metazoa; Chordata; Actinopteri; Siluriformes; Siluridae
Gene: tmem51b
Product: transmembrane protein 51b
Exons: 3
Coding region: 346-1161 (271 amino acids)
Source: RefSeq, a predicted model, not a curated record